AUUGUUAUUGUUCGUAGUAUUUUAUGUUAUUGUUUCUUUCGUUGUUUUUUUUCACCAAAAUAAGGUUACUAUUUGCCAUGAUUUUAUAUAGUCGGUGACAGUAAAAAUUUGUUUAGUGCCAUUGUUUUUAUAUUACUUUAAUGGGCUGUGCUGUGUCUUGUGUGACACGAACGAAAAUGUUGUUGUUCGGUAAACAUUCUAAUAACACUACCGAGUCUCGAGCUAAAUUAGAAAGGAAACUGUAUCUUGCGAAGGAAUCUCCGGAGCCCGAUUUUGAUUUAUCAGAUUGUGAACUUCGGCAUGUUCCGUCCGGUAUAUAUUCAAUAUGCAAAGUGUACAGGAAGGACCAUUUAUAUUUACAUUGUAAUAGUUUACAUUCUCUAGAAGAUGGCGGUCAAUUAUCAGAUUUAUAUGGGCUCAAAGUAUUAAAUAUAAGUUCUAAUAAUUUUACACAAUUAUCUAGUGAUAUAAAAUAUUUGGUCAACUUGACUGAGCUGUAUAUACAAGAAAACAAUUUAAAGACUCUUCCUGAUAGUAUAGAGUUUCUUCAAAGUUUACAAAUUUUGAAUGUUUCUAAAAAUAGAUUGAAAACAUUGACUCCUUCAUUAGGUAAGUUAAAAGCACUCAGAAACUUAGAUAUAACUAAAAAUAAUGAAUUGAAAGAAUUGUGUUCAGAGUUGUGCUUUGCUACAAAUAUAAUAUCUAUAAAACUGGACAGCGAACAGUUUAUUUUCCCUCCGACUGAAGUUGCUGUACUAGAGACAUCUGAAAUAAUGGCUUAUCUCUGUAAACACAUGAAUGUUGAUUAUAUACCUCCUUUGUCAUUGCAAUCUGAAAUAAUAUCUGUUCAAUCCCCAAGUUAUGUAUAUGAUCCUUUCUUAAAAUACAAUACCACUACUUGGGAGGAGGAAGAAGCUGCUAAAAUAGAACAAGAAAAUAAAUUCCAUGAGGCUGCCAAACAACAAAGAGAAAAAUUUCUAAUAAAAAUAUUACAAGACCAACAGGAACUAGACUCUGAAAUUGCUAGAAUUCAUGAGGCCAAGGACCAAGAAAGGCAAAAGCUUUUGAAAGCAAUUCAGGAUGAUGAAAGAGAAGUUGAAUGUUUGGUAACCAACUUUAUACAAUCAGAUCUUUUGAAACCAGAGAUUUUGCAGCAACAAUUAAUACAUGAGCAAGCAGAACAUGACCGAUUACUUGAAAUUGCUCGUCAGAAUUAUGAUAAUAUAAGAAAAGCUGAUGUUUUAAAGGCCAUGGAGGCUCUUAUUGAAGAAGACUAUUCAAUUAAACAUUCCAAGAAACAUUAUGAAGAUAGUGUGAAUGAUAUGAAGCAAAGUAUACUUGUGCAAGAAAUGGAAGGUGCUGUUAAAAUGGAGGAGUUACUCAAUGCUAAAGAUCAGUCGCGUACUGUAUUAGUGCAACAGUUGUUAGAGGAUGAAGAUAUUCAGAAAGCAUUAGUUGCUUCUCUCAUUGAGAGAGUUGAUGCAAGAAGUUGGAGCCUAAAUCAAGAAAUUGGGUUAAUCUCCUUACAUCUUGCCAGACUGAGUGUUAUUGAACAAGAAAAGAAAAAGUUACAAAUUUCUUGUAAUUAUAAUGAGCUACUCCAACAAAGAAUGCAAUUAGUAUUUUUAUUAGAUGAUCUGAUGGAACAGCGCAAUAAGAGAAGAAAACAACUUAUUGACACAUUGAAAGAAAUGGAGAAUCAACAUGCAACAACAACAGAUUUUUGGUUGAAAAAUUAUCAAAAACUAAUAGACUCUGCUCCAAAGAAUUUGUUAGAAAUUGGUAAGCAAUUGGAUCCUGUUCUUGCUAAUUAUCUACUGCAGGAGGGUGUAAUGCACUGCUUACCAUUUCUAGUAAAGUUUUUAUUUUCGGAUAAACCUUUACUGAAGAUUUCAUUAGAUGAUUUAAAAGAAAAUGGGGUUUCACUGUCUUCUGACAGAAAGGCAAUAUUGAGAGCAAUAAAUUACUAUGUAAUUGCUAAGUCACAGGUUCAUACCUUUGAUGAUUCUACUGAUAAAGCACCAAGUGCACCUACAGAGGAAGAUAUGGAACAAAACUGCACUGGUGUUGUUACUAGCAGUGAAACUGAGGAUUCAGUAUUAGAAUCUGAAUGUGUCAUCUGUAUGGAUGCUAAAUGUGAAGUAAUAUUCAUUCCUUGUGGGCACAUGUGCUGUUGUCAAUCAUGUAUCGAGGGUGAGAAGAAAGUCGAAAGUUGUCCACUGUGUAGAGACAGCAUAGAAAGGAUCAUUAAGGUCCGAGUAGCAUGAUUGUCAAACAAAUUGUAAUAUGAGAAUUCAAGGCUGGAGAUUUCUACAGAGUGGGCACACAACAAGAAGUUAACAAAAUCAACCCAAAAUUUAUGUAGGUACCACAGACAUAAAUUUGACAAUGUGCUGUAUAUACUGUGUGUAUACAAAUCAAGAAUGGUAUUCCUUUUAAUCAUUGCGUCUAACUAUUUUAGCUAUACUGGCUGUUUUGUCCUUUUCAUUUAAACUGUUUU
Messenger RNA from Achroia grisella, 2500 nucleotides. RefSeq names its product E3 ubiquitin-protein ligase LRSAM1-like. The coding region runs from base 141 to 2267 and encodes 708 amino acids. Lineage: Eukaryota; Metazoa; Arthropoda; Insecta; Lepidoptera; Pyralidae. The transcript is spliced from 2 exons. The record is from RefSeq and is a predicted model, not a curated record. Gene Ontology annotation, molecular function: protein binding.